AUGUGUGGCAGUGAAGGGGUUACACAGGACCUCCAGAUGUGUGGCAGUGAAGGAGUUACACGGGGCCUCCAGAUGUGUGGCAGUGAAGGAGUUACACGGGACCUCCAGAUGUGUGGCAGUGAAGAGGUUACACUGGACCUCCAGAUGUGUGCGCUGCAAGUCUUCACUGUCCUGGGCGGACCUCCACAUUACGGCCCCAUAUAUGUCCAUGAGACAAUCAGAGACGGACCCAUAGAGGUCUGUGGGGUUGUAAUGGCCAGGAGAGUGAAGGAUAUAAACAAAAAGCAGAACCGCAACCAUCAGCUCAAGGAGGGGGAUCUCUCUGGUGGUUUCCCUGAGGCUUCAGCAACACCCUUGGAGCACAAUUGUGAUACCAUUGUACAACCAGAAAAUGUUCUGAGUCAGCAGUAUGAAAAUCGUAUCCGUCCCUGUAUUGACCUCAUUGAUUCACUGCGGGCGCUGGGGGUGGAGAAGGACCUGGCCUUACCAGCGAUCGCGGUCAUUGGUGAUCAGAGCUCUGGGAAAAGUUCUGUAUUGGAGGCUUUGUCUGGAGUGUGUCUCCCCAGAGGCAGCGGUAUCGUCACACGUUGUCCAUUGGAACUCAAAUUAAAAAAGUCUGCCAGUGGUCUGGAGUGGUCUGGCAAAAUAAGCUAUGAAACUAUUGUCAUAGACCUUAAAAGCCCAGCCGCCGUGGAGGAUGAAGUCAGGAAGGCACAAAACUUCAUUGCUGGUGAAGGAAAUAGUAUCAGCGAUAAACUGAUCACCCUGGAAGUCGUGUCUCCGGAUGUCCCAGACCUGACGCUGAUCGAUCUCCCAGGAAUUACACGGGUCGCUUUACCUAAUCAGCCUCCAGAUAUUGGACGUCAGAUCAAGCUGAUGAUCAAGAAGUACAUUAGCAGACAGGAGACCAUUAAUCUGGUCGUGGUCCCCAGUAAUGUGGAUAUCGCAACCACUGAAGCUUUAGAAAUGGCAAAGAAAGUGGACCCCGAUGGAGAGCGAACACUAGGGAUUCUCUCUAAGCCCGACCUGGUUGACAAGGGAGCAGAAGCAGAUAUUGUUGACGUGGUGAAAAACCUGUCCUACCCACUGAAGAAAGGCUACAUGAUUGUGAAGUGUCGCGGGCAGAGUGAAAUUCAGAGCAAACUUUCCUUAAAAAAUGCCAUAGACAACGAGAAGGCUUUCUUUGAAAAUCAUGAACAUUUCAGAGUUCUGCUUCGUGAAGGUAAUGCUACAAUCCCUACCCUGGCAGAGAGACUGACAGUGGAACUGGUGGAGCAUAUUGAGAGAACCUUGCCCACGCUCGAGGAACAAAUUCUAGUUAAACUCAGGGAAGCAGAAGACAACCUACAUAUGAUUGGCAGAGGAGUCCCUGACACCGAAACGGAGAAACUGGCUUUGCUCGUAGAGAAAAUCAGACAGUUUUCUGAGGGAAUAGGCCAAGCAACUGAAGGCGAGGAAGAGCUCACCAACGGGCAUAUGAAACUUUUCACUGACAUCCGAAGACAUUUUAACUCCUGGGAACAAAUUCUAAAAAAAUCAGUUGACAAAUUCCCCCGGGAAAUAAGAAAUGAUGUCCAUGUCUAUGAAACCAAACAUCGAGGCCGGGAACUGACAGGAUUCAUCAGUUUCAGAACAUUUGAACACAUUGCAAAGAAGCAAAUUCAGACUUUUGAACAUCCGGCGAUAUUACAGCUGAAUGAGGUCACAGAGCUUGUCCGAUCAUCCUUUAAUAAUGUCGCUUCGAGGAACUUCUUGCAACAUCAAAAUCUCUACAGAAGUGCCAAGGGUAAACUUGAACAUAUCUGUAGUGUGCAGCAGAAAAAGGCAGAAGAGGCAAUCAAGACUCAGUUCCAAAUGGAGAAAAUCAUUUAUUGUCAGGACGCACUUUAUGGCAAAUCGCUGAAGGAGACCAGAGACGAGGCCGAAGAGGAAGAGAAGGAGAAGAACAAGCGUGUUGGUUUUAAACAAGAAGCCAGCCAGUUGCAGUUAUCAGUUGAAGAAAUGUCUUGCCACAUUCAGGCAUACUUCACGGCUGCAACGGCUCGCCUUGCCAAUCAAAUCCCUCUGAUUAUUCAGCACUAUAUCCUGUAUGAGAUUGCCCAUCAGCUUCAGGCUCAGAUGAUGCAACUGAUCCAGGAUAGAGAGAACUUAGAUCUGCUGCUACAGGAGAAGCAAGGUCUGGGCAGAGAGAGGAAGAACAUAAAGGACCGCAUUCAACGUCUACACGCUGCUCAGCUAGAACUGUCCAGAUUCCCCAACUGA
This is a messenger RNA of Nanorana parkeri, 2262 nucleotides long. RefSeq names its product interferon-induced GTP-binding protein Mx-like. Gene Ontology annotation, cellular component: membrane; nucleus; microtubule. Lineage: Eukaryota; Metazoa; Chordata; Amphibia; Anura; Dicroglossidae. Gene Ontology annotation, biological process: defense response to virus. The transcript is spliced from 15 exons. Gene Ontology annotation, molecular function: GTP binding; GTPase activity; microtubule binding. The record is from RefSeq and is a predicted model, not a curated record. Bases 1 to 2262 code for a protein of 753 amino acids.